This is a messenger RNA of Ascochyta rabiei, 5328 nucleotides long. RefSeq names its product DNA helicase. The transcript has a single exon. Gene Ontology annotation, cellular component: Swr1 complex. Gene Ontology annotation, molecular function: ATP-dependent chromatin remodeler activity; ATP binding; ATP hydrolysis activity. Lineage: Eukaryota; Fungi; Ascomycota; Dothideomycetes; Pleosporales; Didymellaceae. The coding region runs from base 1 to 5328 and encodes 1775 amino acids. The record is from RefSeq and is a predicted model, not a curated record.
AUGGAACAAGGCACGCCUGCCGACAACGACGACCGCGACGACCGCGACGACCGCGACGACGACGUGCACCACACCCCGAAACCCGCCGCCACCAGCCCCGACGCGCCGCACGACGCCGCCCCUGAUGGCCACGUCCAGCUGCCCAUCAAGGACGAGGGCGAGGCGGUCGCGGUUGCGCUCGACGGCAGCGACCAUGGUGGCGUCAUGCAGCGCUCGGCCAAGCGCCGGAAGCUCGACGGCUCGCAUUUCUUGACGGCCACGGCCAGGACCACGACUGCGGCCACGGCAUUCACCUCCACCUCCACCUGCACCUCCACCUCCACCACCACCUCCACCUCCGCCUCUACGCCGCGCUCAGCCUCCCGCGCCGCAUCGCCGCCCUGGAAGUCUUUCACCGCCGACGGACCCACGACCGUCUUCGAGAACGGCGUGCGCAAGUCGUCGCGCGUGAACCGGGACGCGCCGCCGCCCCCGACGCCCGAGCCUGCGAAACGCGCGGGCAGACACACGGCGAGGCCACCGCUGACAAACGGCAAUGGCAACGGCAACAGCAACGGCAAUGGCAAUGGCAACGGCAACAGCAACGGCAACAGCACGCCCAGGCACGGCGUCACGGCGAACAGGGCCACGCCCACAUCGCGCAAAUCAGAGCGCCAGCGCAAACCUGCAGCCCCAGCACGCCCCACGCCGCCCGCAUCGCCCGCCCUUGGCCAUGUCUCGCCCGAAGCUGCCAGGAAGCGCGGCGGGCGCACACGGCGCGCCGCUCAGGACGCCGUUGCUGCUGCUGUCGCGGUCGCGGUCGACGAGCGCAGCCACGACCCACGCGCAGCCAACGCACACGACCACCAGCCUGACGACGGCCUCUAUGCCGACCACCUCGAUCCCUCAGCUCCCGCGCCUCGCCUGCGUCUGAAGCUGCGCAAGCUCGACCCUCCGCAACGCCACCCUCUCCACCUCGCCCCGCCGCCCAAGCACGGCUCUCUCCAAGCCUUCCUCGCCCAGGACGACCCGCUCGAAGGCGAGGAAGGCCAGCGCAUGACCGAGGCAAAGGCCGAGGAAGAGGCACAACGCCGCAUGCGCAUUGAAGGUGCUGCCGAGAGUGGCGUGCUGAGCCAGGCCGUCUGCAGCGUCUUUGCCCCCGAGCCGGCUCCCGAGCCACCACAGCAGUACGGCCACUGGGACCAUGUCACUGCCCACGCCCUGCAUUUCGGAAGAUUGCUGGCCGACGAGAAGAAGAACCACAGGCGUCUGGCCAAGAUCCUUGCGCGCGAGGCCCAAGAUCGCUGGUCCGUCAAGUACAAGCGUAAGAGCAAAGACGAGCUCGACCGGGAAGAGAUGGACCGCCACAUCCUACGCUACAAACAGCUGGUCAAGGACGUCAAGGAUGCCUGGGGCCUCGUCAGGGUCGAAAUCGACAAAGAGCGCGUCGCCAAAUAUGAGGAGGAGCAACUGCAGCUGGGCCACAAGGCCAUGGAUGACAUGUUCAACCAGGCGCAGGAAAUCCUGGGCCGCGGUGCUGCUGACUCGGCAUCCUACUACAGCGAGGACCGCGGGUUUGACGGCGAAAUGGCUGAGUUGGGCAGUCAAGUCUCGGACACGUCCAGAAUCCGCAACGAUGAUGAUGUCAUGUCCUCGAGCGACGACAGCGAGGAAAACAAUGCAGACGACGACGACGAUGCAAAUCUUACCGCAGAGCAGCUACGCGCCAAGUAUGAACAGCUGCCUGAUCUCCUGGACAGCAGCUCGGGUGAGGAAACCUUUGAAAGCGAAGAAGAUGCGGAGGAUCAUGUCGAAGAAGUCACGCCCGCGCCUACGCCAGAGUCUGAUUUCCAGACGGACGAUGCCUUUGCCACACCAAUCGAACAAACAGUUUCCACCAACAGCUGGAGUGACAACCGCAACAGCGAGCCCACCUACAUCAACCCCGCCAACGUCGAGCUGGAACAGGUCGACGACGCGUUGCUGGAUUCUGAAGACGAAGAGGACGCUUCUCGAUCUGGCAGUGAGGCUUGGCCAAGCGAUGACGCUGAAGACGAGGACGGCUCAGAAGCAGUUCUAGGAACCGGAGCAUCAGACUUGGGCACAGAUGAUGAUGAUGAUGACGACGACGACGACGAUAAUGCUGAUGAUGAUGAUGACGAUGUUGGCAUGAUGGGCUUCCUCGGUGCCAGUGAUAUCAGAAAGCUAAAGGAGGCCGCCAAGGCUUCGGUCGAAGAAGAGGCGUCAGAGGUAUACGUGCAAGCGAACGGGGUAAACGGUCAUCAUUCACCGUCUGCGGCUGAUGAUCAGGACGAGUCUUCUAUCGAGAAUCAAUUCGUCGACAGUAGUCGUGACGUAGUCAACGACGAGAACGUCCACGUCAAUGGACACUCGAAUCGCGCUAAAUCACCUAUCAUCCAAGCCACUGCAGAUGAGCCAGUGGAAGAGGACAUCGUGAUGGAAGCCGGAGAGGAUGAUGUGCAAGCAGUAGAGCUUAUGCCCAACAAAUCUCGCCAGACAUCAUCGCCUCCGCGCGCAGAGAUUCCUCCUCUCUUGCGAGGUACACUCCGCGAAUAUCAACACGGCGGACUCGACUGGCUCGCGAAUCUCUACGAUACAGAGACCAACGGUAUCCUCGCUGAUGAGAUGGGCCUGGGCAAGACCAUACAAACCAUCUCGCUUCUGGCCUACAUUGCCUGUUAUCGAAACGUGUGGGGCCCACAUUUGGUAGUAGUCCCCACCAGCGUGAUGCUCAAUUGGGAGAUGGAAUUCAAGAAGUUCCUGCCUGGUUUCAGAAUCCUGACCUAUUACGGCGACAUCAACGAACGCAAGCGUAAGCGUAUGGGCUGGCGAAAUACCGGUAAAGAUAUGUACAACGUCGUCAUCACGUCGUAUCAGCUCAUUCUCCAGGACGCUGCCGCAUUCAAAAUGCGGGCAUGGCAGUAUCUCAUCCUAGAUGAAGCGCACAACAUCAAGAACUUCAAGUCGCAGCGAUGGCAGACUAUGCUUACCUUGCGGACGGAGCGACGCCUGUUGCUGACAGGUACGCCAUUGCAGAACAACAUCGAUGAGCUCUGGUCUUUGCUCUACUUUUUAAUGCCUGCUGGCUUUGCUGGUGAAGGUCGCAUCGCCAACCUUGAGGAAUUCACUUUGGCUCUGAAGAAUCCAACGUCACAAAUCCUGGACCAAGGCCGACAGCAACUCGACGCUGAGGCGCAGAAGAUCGUUGCCAGACUACACGAGGUGUUAAGACCGUACUUGCUCCGCAGACUAAAGGCGGAAGUUGAGAAGCAGAUGCCUGGAAAGUAUGAGCACGUUGUGUACUGCAAGCUGUCCAAGCGGCAGCGGCAGCUUUACGAUGGUUUCAUGGGCCGUGCGGAUACGAAGCAAAUUCUGUCAUCUGGCAACUACAUGUCCAUUAUCAACUGCUUGAUGUCGCUACGAAAAGUGUGCAACCAUCCGGAUCUUUUCGAGACGCGUGCCAUUGUCACUUCCAUGGCGAUGCCAAAGUCAGUGGUUGCUGAGUUUGAAAUCAAAAACCUGUUGAUUCGCAAGCGAGUGCAUGAAGGGAUGGAGGACAAGCGGGUGAAUUUGGAUGCGCUGAACAUGGUCUUCGCACGACGCGAACAGACGCAAAUGCGGCAUGCUCGACGCUCACAGCAAAUUCGCGCGACACGACCGCUGGAGGAUCUCAUCGAACGCCAGACUCGCCGAAUCAACAAGAACUCUCCGGCAGGGUCCUCGUCACUACAGGCAACGUUGUCAGCACUGGCUCGUCGCGAACAAGUGGCCGUUCGCGAUCAUCUGCAGAGAUGUCUCUCUCUUACUCGUACUCGGACGCAGUUUCUCCCAAUCUACGGAAAAGAGAUCAUCGAUGCUGUCACCGUUGACUGGCAUGCGCAUGUAUUCGGUCCCCGACGUGCUGGCAUCAAAAUACUGAAGCCAAAACCACCGCUACCAAACGUAUACCAUCCGAUACAACAGUCAUUGCAGCCUCAGCCUACGCUAGUGUACCCAACGCAUCAACCCAUCCCAACGAAUCAUCAAUUCGGGCAGUCCACGACGAUCAUACCACCAAAUGAAGAAGAGGCGCAGUACGAUGUGAUAAGGAGAUAUCACGGUGAACUCGGCUUCAGAUCGCCCAAGACGAUUCGUGCUGCAAAUGAGUGGUGCAACGAGCAAGUGACCCACUUCUUUGAUAUGAUUCCCACCUUAGAACAGCGAGCAGAGGCUCUUCAGCCUCUCAUCACCCAGUUCACAUGCGUCACACCGGCAGUCGCUGCAGAGGAGCUCGCACCUUUGACAGUGUCGAAACAAGGUGUGGAGCUCAUUAGGUCCUCAGAGAUGGCCCACCAGCGGGAUCCUUUCCACGAUGCCCGCAUGCGUCAGUCCAUCGCUUUCCCUGACAAGCGUCUACUGCAGUACGACUGCGGAAAGCUGCAGCGACUUGCCACCCUUCUUCGUGAUCUCCAGUCCGGAGGCCAUCGUGUCUUGAUUUUCACCCAGAUGACCAAAGUGCUUGAUAUUCUGGAACAGUUCCUCAACAUUCACGGCCACCGGUACCUACGUCUCGACGGAUCUACCAAAGUCGAGCAGCGUCAAAUUCUCACCGAUCGAUUCAACACCGACACCAGCAUUCUGGCGUUCAUCCUUUCAUCCCGUUCUGGGGGUCUUGGCAUCAACCUCACAGGCGCCGACACUGUCAUCUUCUACGAUCUCGACUGGAAUCCCGCCAUGGACAAACAGUGUCAAGACCGAGCUCACCGCAUCGGCCAGACACGCGAUGUCCACAUCUACAAGUUUGUCAGCGAGUAUACCAUCGAAGCCAACAUCCUGCGCAAAUCGAACCAGAAACGCCUGCUCGACGAUGUCAUCAUCCAGAAAGGCGACUUCACAACCGACGCCUUCAACAAGGUCACCUGGCGCGAUGCACUGGAUGAUGACCGUGGCAUCGACACCUCCGAUGAAGCCGGCGCAGCUAUGGAGAGGGUUCUCGGUGAGCGCGCCGGCAUCCUAGGCGACGCGCGUGUCAUGAACACUGUCGAAGAUACCGAAGACCGCAACGCUGCUUCCAUCGCGCAAAAGGAGAUUGUGGACGAGAUUCACGACGACCAAGUCGAUUUCAACGAGUCUAGCAAUGCAACACGCGCUGCAUCUGAAGCUGUUGCUGCUGCCGCUGCCGAGGCAGAGCUGGAGGGGCUAGUCGAGAGAAGACAUGUGGACGAGUACAUGCUGAGCUUGUACAGAGAGGAAUAUGGAAAAGAGCCAUAUAAGCCACCGACAGACCGACAGAAGAGAAAUCGGAAGGGCCAAGACCCGCAUGUUAGGCAGCGAAAAAAGAAGUACUAG